This is a messenger RNA of Rosa chinensis, 959 nucleotides long. Its product is annotated as probable AMP deaminase. Gene Ontology annotation, cellular component: cytosol. Gene Ontology annotation, biological process: IMP salvage; AMP metabolic process. The record is from RefSeq and is a predicted model, not a curated record. Gene Ontology annotation, molecular function: AMP deaminase activity. Lineage: Eukaryota; Viridiplantae; Streptophyta; Magnoliopsida; Rosales; Rosaceae. The transcript is spliced from 8 exons. Bases 325 to 663 code for a protein of 112 amino acids.
UAAUUUUUGACAGUCCAACAUGAGAAUCUUGGUUACUGGAGGAGCUGGAUUCAUUGGUUCUCACCUGGUUGACAGAUUAAUGGAAAAUGAAAAGAAUGAGGUUAUUGUUGUUGAUAACUACUUCACUGGCUCCAAGGACAAUCUUAAAAAAUGGAUUGGUCAUCCCAGAUUUGAGCUUAUUCGUCAUGAUGUCACUGAAACAUUGUUGGUUGAGGUUGAUCGGAUAUACCAUCUUGCAUGCCCAGCUUCUCCAAUUUUCUACAAAAAUAAUCCUGUAAAGACAAUAAAAACAAAUGUGAGGGCAAGCGUGUUGCUGAGACCUUGAUGUUUGACUAUCAUCGGCAACAUGGGAUAGGCCGUUUCCUUGCUGAGCUGACAAAGCAAGUGUUUUCUGAUCUUUCUGCCAGUAAAUAUCAGAUGGCUGAGCAAAGAAUAACAAAAUAUGGCAAGAAGCAAAGUGAGUGGGACCAAAUGGCUAGUUGGAUAGUGAACAAUGAAUUGUACAGUGAGAAUGUUGUAUGGUUGAUACAGGUUCUUUGCAUUAUAAUCUCUGUGUUCGAUCUGUGGCAUUUGUCUUCCUCUUACCAUAAGCUCUAUCUACUGUGUUUUGAUUCCAGGUUCAAGAUGCAUCCAGUGGCCAUGAAAUUAGAAGGGAGUCCAUAGGAGGAGGAGUUCAUCCAGAUUCAACUAGUGAUCAAGAAAUUGAGCACGCUCCAGUACUCACCAAGCCCUCUAGUUAAUGAUAAAUAGUAUUGUGGUCAAGUCUGCUUUUGAACAAUAUUAAGCUUGGGAAUGUUUCUUCCAGAGUUUCAGUUAUCUAGUAUGGUAGAUUCUUAGUAGAUUCUUAUAAUUAUGAAAGACUCUGGUUUGUUUGGUUAAUUUCAAUUUGUACUUGGUAAUGAAAUAUAACUUGGCACUUAUCAGUUGUGAGAUAGCUAUGAAUGAAAGGAUUAUUUUGG